Nematostella vectensis (starlet sea anemone) is the source of this 8386-nucleotide messenger RNA. RefSeq lists its product as uncharacterized. Gene Ontology annotation, molecular function: enzyme binding. Lineage: Eukaryota; Metazoa; Cnidaria; Anthozoa; Actiniaria; Edwardsiidae. Gene Ontology annotation, cellular component: Slx1-Slx4 complex; nucleus. Gene Ontology annotation, biological process: resolution of meiotic recombination intermediates; interstrand cross-link repair; meiotic DNA double-strand break processing. The record is from RefSeq and is a predicted model, not a curated record. Bases 468 to 7235 code for a protein of 2255 amino acids. The transcript is spliced from 16 exons.
UGUCAGCGGUCAUUUGCAGAAAAGAGGGUACCGAAAAGAGCGCGCCAAAACAAAAUGGCGAUCAGAGUAGCAACGUUUCCUCUUGCAUUUGGUGGAGCUUUAGCCCUUUUGACGUUUGCUUUCUACAACCGACACCGCUUCAUCACGGACUCGAGUCAGCAGCAGAAACGCUACGAGGAAAGUUACAAACAAGCGAGUGACUUUCAACAUAAGAUGCGAGAGAAACUUUCGGAGAAGAAAGGCUCUGACCAGGAAAACUGAUGUUUCAACAACUAGAAAACAAAGCCAGACAACUAGAUAAUAAGAAUUAGUAGAUUUGCGUUUUUGAGAUUGAAAGAGUGAUAUAUCUAUAGAGAUGUUUUGGUAUGCUGCUGAGUCAUGGAUUGGGAUGUAAACUUGCUACGCAAUGUUAACUUCAAUGGAAAUAGAUACUUAAGCUUACUGAACCCAUAAUAGAAGACAUAAUCAUGAAGAGUAGGAAUAAAACCCUAGCAAAACGGGGAACAUCAAAUCGAAGUGCUGCUAAAGCAGACCCACAAGGGAAUCAAGACACUAGCGAAUCAGAGAAAGAUUCCUUUAAGACAAAGACAUCCCAAAAGAAGAUUAGCCCAGUAUUUGGAAAUGCUAGAUUAAAAUGCUUCAUACCUAAAGAUUCUGCUAAAGGUAGUGAAGAGGAAAGCUGUAAAAGUAGCUCAUCAUAUUAUGCAUUUGAUUAUGACUCAGAGAGUGGUUCUACUGUAGAAACAUGUACAGGUACGAAAAGAAAACGAGGUACUGGAAUUGAUGAAGGGAAUGAUGGAGCCUCCAAUCCACACUACAGAAGGGCUAAACAGGCACUCGUGGAAGUGAAAAGCUCAAUUUCAAGUAAUAAGGGGAAUGCCAGUAAGAAAAGAAAGACUUCAUGUAAAGAAAGUGCCAAGAAAAAAGACCAUUUAGUAGUAGAAAGUGCAGAUUCAGAAAAUGAACUUGAUUUUGUAGACAAACCACAGACUAGCAUUCCACAGCAUGUUUUAGGGGAAGAGCAUAAACUUGAAAGAGUAAAGAGCAAAAGAGAUGCUUUGAAGAGAAAGACUACUAGGCAAGCGGCAUCUAGUGGGAAUGAAAAUAAGUCUGCCAGUGAAAGGAAAGUUUGUGAACAACCUGAAGCAAGUAGCUCAGUAGAAAUGCCAAAUAUAGAGUGCAAAGUUGUUGAUGACAAGCUUGAUAACAGUGAAAGCAAGUGUCCAGUUUGUAGUAAGGUAUUCCCAGCCACAGACAGUGAAGAAGAAAUGAAUGCUCAUGCUUUGAAAUGCCUUGAAAAUACAAGCACAGUGGAUCAAGUGAUAGAGUCAGACCCUACAGAUCCUAGAAGCUCCCAUAGUUUGUUGAGAGAUCAAAUUGAAGCUUUCCAGUACAAGAGAUCUCAACCUAAAGAUGAUCCAGAGUUUGGAGAGGAACUCUUCUUCUGCCACAUUUGCCAAAAAGAUUUGUCCAAGUUGAACUCCCAAAGAAGACAGCAACACAUCAACAGGUGCUGUGACAAAAUUGAAAGCUGCAAGCCAAAGGAGGAAAAAAAGGAAACAAACACUAGAUCUUCUAAAAUCAGUUGUCCAAUCUGUGGCCUUGUUUUUAAAACAACUAAGUCAAGGAAUAGUCAUGUCAAGAAGUGUGCCCAAAAGAAUAACAUCCCAGCAAACCAAGUUAUUGAAAUCAUGCAUAGAGUACAACAAGAUGAACAAGCCGAAGAGCUGGAAAAAAAAGAUGGUUCUGUACCAACCUCUUCAACUGCUACAAAUCCUAUACAUAUUGGUAAACCAGUGCCUUCUAAGAAGCGAAAGCCUAAAGAAUCUGCUAAAGUAAUGGAUGAACAGACUCAGAUUGCACUUGCCUUAUCCGCUUCCAUUGCACCUCCCUCAGUGGUAGAAGAUGAUGGCUUGACUACUACAAGAUCCAAGAAGAGGAAAAAGAAAGGAAAUGACAUAAUCCCUGCCCUGCUGUUGAGAAGUAAAGAAGAAACAGAUCAAGUCAUCGCAGCUCGAGCUGCAGAAGUUGUCUGUGGUCAGAAUGAUAGUACCUUGGACGAUGAGAUCUCCUGUACACCUGCUCUAGCACCAAGCUCACUGGCUCAAAAGUUUGUACCUGUAGAGCAAGCAAAUCUAGAAAUGAUGCAACAUGAAGACCAUCUCUGUGAAUUGUCCCAUGGUCAACAUUCAGAAGAGUCAUCUAUUUCAUGUACAAAGAAUAAUGAUGAUGAUGAUAACAAUGAUGAUACUGAUAAGGAUGAUGUCGAUGAGAACGUUGGCCAAGAUGAUGGCGAUGAUCCAAUGUAUGUGAUAUCUCCAGAAGACCUUUUAAAAAGCCCUGAUAUGUGCAAGUCAUUCCUGAGUUUUCUAUGUGUUGAUGGUGAAGAAGAUGAUGGCAUUAAGAUCUGCAAAAAGUCAGGUCCAGAAGAAAUCAAAGAAAAGGAAAACUUAGCUCCACCUUCUGCCUUAGAAAAUGCAAAGGUCCUUCCCAAGUCUUCCCUUUGGGCGCUGUCGUCUCUGGUAAACUCACAGUUACCAUUGAAUACAUAUUAUGUAACUGAUCUCUUACCUCCCGUCUCACCUGCAAAAUGUACCUCAACGAAAUCACCUUCCAAACAACGAAGGAAGUCAUAUCAUUUGGACAAAACCCUUCCAAUAUCGACUGAAGAUCUCCCUGAAUCAGUUACUCCAAAGCCUGAAGAAAAUAAUUAUUUUGAAAAGAAUCUAGCGAUUCAGAAAAGCCAGAAGGAAGAUUUAGGGAAAUCUUUAUUAGAAAGCAUAUCCGAUACACAGGCUGUAAACGUGGACAUCCUUAUGGGUUUAGCUAAUGAGGAUGAGGAUGUCCGUAACAAUGAAGUUGAUGUAUCCAUGGCAACGUCAAAGCUAUCCUCUUGUACUGAUGAGGGAGAUGAUGACGUUUUCCCUUCAAGUGGCUUCUGUCUCCCUUUUGGGCAACCUCAAGAUUAUAAGGCCAUCGAUUCGUCUACGUCCCCUUAUCUUACCACUCUUAUGAGGGACCUGUCAUCGAUGGUUCUCAACCCGUCACUCAGCGAUGUUGUCAUGAUUACGCGGGACACACAUGAAAUCCCUGCUCAUAAGUUUAUGCUGGCCGCAAGAUCGUCAGUGUUAGCAAAGAUGAUCGAAGAUGCAUCUUCUCAAGUUGUAAAUGGCAAAGUUAGCUUGAAGUUUGAAAACACUGAAUCAGCUGUCUUAGGGGAAGUUCUCAAGUUCAUAUACACGGCCACCGCCUCCGUUCCUCCACCUUUGAUUGAUGGUGUGGUUAAACUCGCAGAAAGUUUAGAGCUUGAAGAGCUUGUUCAAACUUUACAAGACCAAAACCGACAUCCGAGUGGUGAUGGUACGAAUGUGGACGAUGCAACGGGAGAAUGUCAUUCUACGGACCCCGAGGAUCUUCUGAAUACGAUCUGGCAUGAGAGUAACGAUGAGGAUACGGAAACUACACACAAGCAAAACACGCAGGAGACGGACUAUGAAUUUGACGAGGAGGAAAUCGAGGAGAUUCGUAUUUUUCAAACGCAGGCGGCGUCACGGACUAAAUUCUGUAGGUAUGAUCUCGAAGAGAAUGGUAGCGAUCAGCAAGGUUAUAAAGAAGUCAAUACUGAUCAGACAGAAUGUACAGCUAUGGCUGAAGAUAUGGAUAUGCCAAUGAACGAAUUAGAUAAGAAUGAUGUUGUAGCUGAAGACUAUAUGAACAUCGCUGUGGAGACAGAAAGAGAAAAUGAUGAGGUAUUGGAGAGUCAUAUUGUUGGGGGAAUGAAGACGACGUUUAGAGAAUUAAACGAGUGCAGCCCAACCACGAAGAGCAACGAGAGCAAUUUAACGAAUGUUGGUUCCUUACGGGAACGGCUUCGGGCAAAGAUUGGCAUAGAUAAGGAUCAAUUCGAAUCUCAGAAGCAAGAUCAUACUGACGAGAGUCAAGUUAAAGCUGACCCAGCGACCGACAUCAAGAAGUAUGGAGAACAUGACUUGCAUGUUAAAUCUAAGCCGAGUGAAGAUGAUGGUAUGUUGUCAUCUGUACUAGCUGUUGAUGACAUACCUUGGGACGAUGAGCCAACCAUAGCUUAUGACUUGGAGCGGAGUCCUUCCAGCGGUGCUGAUCGCAUGGACAUAUCUCAACAAACACGAAGCUUCAGAAAUACCAGAGCAAAUUUAAGUCAAGCGUUCCAGGAGUCAAGUGUUACAGGUUUUGACAGACAGGAAUAUGUCACGGUCGGGUACCCACUUACAGAUGCCAUUGAUUCCAGGGUUAAAUGUGCAAAGAAAAAUCAGAAAUACUUGCGUGGUAAUAACGAUAAAGAAGAAGUUGUUGGUGCACAAAAUAUUGAGCCUCGUAAGGACAACGCCAAAGAUCAGAUUACAAGUGAACUGUCCAACAAAAGGAAACUCAUUGUCGAUGAGGAAAAUGUGGGAAAUUGUGACAAAGAUGAGAGUGUCAAUUGCGAUGGUGUAAACGUAACCUUAAACGAGUCAAUCAGCUUGAUAAGUGACAAAGAGGAUAAUGAUAAUAGUCAGGUAAAACAGAGGGGUGAUUUUGAUAAGAAUGGUGGAGAAUCCGGAGAAGACACGGCUGCUGCUGAUGAUGAUAACAAAGAUAGUGAUGUCGAUAGUGUUGGUACUGCUAAUGAAGAUAUUGAUGAAGUGAUGCAAAAGGGGUCUGGUGGUGAUAAUUGUGGAAAACCUGAAGUAGAUACCAAGAAUGAUAGUAUUUUCAGGGAUGCGAACUGGGCAGAUACUGUUGCAGGUGAUGCUAACUGUGACGAUGCAGAGUUUUUUAUACCAGAAACCCCUAAUUCAAAGAAAACAGGACGUAGUCUUAUCUCCCUGUCUGAUAAGCGUCCUGCUCCCAUGAACAUAACCUCUCGACUAUCAAAGAUAUCGCCUCUCAGAGCACUUGAUUCCAAUGCAGAGUGUGCAGUCAGCUCAGAUAGUGACUCCGAGCUAGAAGAUGAGAAAAAACCUCUAGCGAGCUUAUGCAGCCAAGUUAAAAUGCAUAAAACAAAAGAACAACAAUGCAAUGUUGAAAAAACCCUACCCGAAGAAAGUGCCCAAAAGAGGACGUUCGUUAAAAAUAGGACAGAUAUGGCGUCUUCCUUGAAUAUACGAAGAAGACACUUAGAGGACUCCAAAACCCUCGAGAAGUCAAAAUCGUUUAGUAGUGGAUUAGAUGUUCCUAUCGUUGACAAUGCAGCGGACCAAACUCAAGGGAUAACACCCUUCAACCUGGCAUCGCCUGAAGAUGGAAAUGCUCUUUGGUCUGAUGCCUCGGAACCAGGCGAAGACCCUUUCCCGCCUUGCUCACCAGGGGACGAAGAUGGCUACUCUUCUGGCUCCUCUUUGACGCAGAUGAUUCCCCCUGCUAAUCCAUCUCCCUCAUACUUUGAAUUCCAAAGCUUUUCCCCACCUGAGUCGCCGCCAGAAAAAGCCAGUGAGGAAGAUGAGGACAUGCCAUCGCCUCACUCAGUAGAUCUAACUAGGGACGGUACUCCUCCAACCUCUCCUAGUCCUGAAGCAACAAACCCGCUCUCAGACCCUAAGAUUACAACGUUUAAGGUCCCAGAGUCACCGACUUCAAGUAUAGAGGCAACUACUGCCCCAACUUCGGCAGAUUCGCCUACGGUCGCUACUUCUCCUAUAGAUUCGCCUACUGUUCCAGUGGUUGAGCAAUCUUACGGAUGUCCCAAGACUUCUGUUGCUCUAAGUGAUAAAGAUGAUGAAGAGUUGAAAGGUUUUUGCAAAGAUGAAGACCAUAGCGAUGGUUAUCUUUCCCCUACAAUUUCUGUCUCGACAUCUUCGAGGAAAAUCCUGCAAAGAUCAGAUGCCGAAAAUACUUCUGAAGAUGAUAAUAAUGAUGAUGGUUUGAGUGCAGGGUUGAAAACGGGCGAAAAAUCUAGCGGGAUCUUAACGGAAACAAGCUUAUUCCAGAGACUGAAAGCAAGAAAACUUGGAAUUGAAAUUUGUCAUCGUGUGGAAAGUAUUUCAGAUAAUGACGAUGUCGACAAAGAGCGGGCUUCAACACCAAUUGAUAACAGUGAUGGUAAACCGAACUCACAAUCGCAAGGGAGAACCUCAAAUCAACCCACAUUGAACCAAACCGAGUAUUUUGACGAUGGAGGUUUUAACUGCGACGUUGAUUGCUUUGCUGAUUGUCCAGGUGCAGAUGAUAGCUUACUAGCUGCCGUUGACAUAGAACAACUAGAGCAAGAACUGCCAUCUAAAGGGACUCCAUCUCCAGGCCGAGAAACUAAGGUCCAUAGUAGGGCCACGUAUUCGCAACAGUCUCUUUCGCAGGGGUCUAUUACGCAAAGAACAGUCACGCAACAGGUGGUAACACCAGGAUCGGUCACGCAAGGGGCCUUCACCACUCCGUCAGCUACAUGGAGAGCACAGAGCUCUGUUGGUCAAAGUCCAAUCACUCCGAUGCCACAUUACAGUGACAUGGACACGCCACAACUGAAGAACAAAGUCAAAGAGUAUGGCGUGCGGGCAAUGCCUAAAAAGAGAAUGGUCAAGAAACUGAAGGAAAUAUAUCAAUAUACUCACCCUGGUGCACCUCCCCAGGAAGAGCAGAGACCAGACAAGAAGCGGUCUAAUCGAGGGCGCAAACAAGCCCCAAGGGGGAAAGGGAAGGGGAAACGUGCACCAGCCAGCCAAAGACAGCUGAGCUCAGAAUCCGAGGACGAUCAAGAGGCUAUUAAAAAACAGUUUUCAUUGAAACAGACUUCAGAGACGCAGUUGAAUAAAAUAAGCCGGGUAAAGUCCACAGUUUCAACCCAAAAACCUGCAAUGUCUGGAUCUGAGGAAGAGAUGAUUGGAGUAAGAGAUGCUAGCAACAAGGAUGAUGUAGAAACAGUGUCACAGUCAAGUGAAGAGAGUGAUAAAGAAGACGAGGAGUUUGGUGAAGUAUCUGUGCUAAUGGAGAAUGAGCACGCCACCGCAUCACAGCAGGUCAAUAGUGAUGACUUAAAACAGACGCUGCUGAAAUACAUGACAGGAGACAGGGAUCUGCACUUCAAGAUACUGACCUAUCAGCCCAUGCAAGUAGUACACCUCCAUGAGCAGAUCAAAUCGGAUGGAAUUAAAUGCCCCAUUUCCAAACUUGUCGACUUCCUUGAUGAACAGUGCAUCUCUUUUACCACCGCUGGCAGUCGACAAACGCAACGAAAUCGGCGGCGAGGGAAAACGAAACCGAGCGCCAGGGCUUCCAGAAAAUAGAGGCUUUCCAAAGAAUGUAUAGAUAUAGCGAAGUUAGACGAGUAUGCUGAAGUGCCCUCGAGAUAAUACCAUUCUAAUAGCGUUAGAGAGCAUCGAGCUUGGCUAGCGGUGAGAUCCACCAGGCAAAAAUUGAUUGCCCUUAAAGACACCUAACAGGGCUCAAAGUGUGCGACGAAACGGUCGCCUGUCGACCUGUGCCUGACUUAGUAUUCAAAACUAAGGGUGUGUUUACAUGACGCCGGAUCGACUUUCGAUCCGGGGUGAGCUCACACCGUUUUUUUCAGUCCCCCUCAUGUACACCUGUAUUUUGUAACUCCGCGUUUACAUUAUUCCGCGACAAAACUGAAGUCGUUCCGGAUCGAAGUCGCACCGGUUCUCGCUCCGGAUCGAAAUUUUGUUCUGGUGCGAGAAUUUACUCACAUUUACUCACGGUAUCUUGUAAACGCGGAUCGAAAGCUCAAUCCGGAGCGAGAUUGCCGGUCGAGCUGCCUGGAACGAGUGGCGCACGCGCAUUGAGGCGAGUGCUGUCCUGAAGCAAUGCAGGCUCGCCGUCAGGCAUUCCGCCAUGUAAACGUGGAACGAAACUCGAAGUCAACCCGGAACGAAACUCGAUCCGGUAUCAUGUGAACAGCCCCUAAUAACACACAUGCGCUUCAGAAAAUGACAAGCUUUCAGCCCUGCCCAGAGUUAAUCAAUGAUUUCAAGUAGUCUUCUUAGAUACUAUUUUUAUAUUGACAUUGAAUAUAUGUUUUUUUAGUAGUCGAGCGUAAUUGCUUUAACAGCAGUUAUAGUACAGUACAACUAUCUGACUUUUUGAAAAAAGAUGUUCUAGUUUAGUCAGAUCGAGAGAUAAUUACGUUAUUUUUAGAAUCGACUGCCUGCGUGAACUGCUGUAAUCUUGUGAUGCAGUGGACGGUAUGGCUAUCGAUAUGAAUCAGAAAUCAAACAUUGUCAAGUGCAGUUGUAUUAGUUGCCUUUUGUUCCCCAUUAUGCAGGGAGUUAGUUGAAGAAUGACUCAAGGAUUUUAUCACUAGUUUCCUGUGAUUUGAUCUCGGCCUGUCGAAUGCAUUGUCUAAAUCACGCCCAGGAAAAUUAAAUAAAUAGAAUAGAGAUCCGAACUCAAAUAAACAGACUUUUCGAGAAAAGAAGAA